CGUGCUCACGUCCUCCGUGCGGCAGGAAGCGUUUCUCCUUUCACAAGCGACGACCUCCAGAACCACCGGUCUGAUAUUACCGCUCUGAUCCGUCUCCUUUAUUCGGUGCAUUUGAUCCCGUCUGCUUGCAUUAUGGCCGCGUAUAAGCUGGUGCUGAUCCGCCACGGCGAGAGUUGCUGGAACCAGGAGAACCGAUUCUGCGGCUGGUUCGAUGCCGAUCUGAGCGACACCGGAGUCCAGGAGGCCAAGAAGGGCGGAGAGGCUCUGAAAGAGGCGGGUUAUGAGUUUGACAUAUGCUACACAUCUGUGCUGAAGCGUGCCAUCAGGACCCUCUGGCUGGUGCUGGACAGCAUCGAUCAGAUGUGGCUGCCCGUGCAUCGCACCUGGCGUCUGAAUGAGCGCCAUUACGGCGGCCUCACAGGCCUCAACAAAGCCGAGACGGCAGCCAAACACGGCGAGGCUCAGGUGAAGAUCUGGAGGCGCUCCUUUGAUAUCCCACCUCCAUCCAUGGAUCCAGACCACGACUUCUACACCACCAUCAGCAAGGAUCGUCGUUAUACAGACCUGACGGAGGAUCAGCUGCCCUCAUGUGAGAGCCUGAAAGACACAAUCGCUCGAGCGCUGCCGUUCUGGAAUGAAGAAAUUGUUCCUCAAAUCAAGGAGGGCAAGAGAGUUCUCAUCGCUGCCCACGGCAACAGCCUGCGAGGCAUCGUCAAACACCUGGAAGGUAUGUCAGAGGAAGCGAUUAUGGAGCUGAACCUUCCCACAGGAAUCCCCAUCCUCUAUGAGCUGGACAAGAACCUGAAGCCCAUUAAGCCCAUGCAGUUCCUGGGAGAUGAAGAGACGGUCCACAAAGCCAUGGAAGCCGUCGCUGCGCAGGGCAAAGCCAAGAAAUAGAUGGAGACAUUGUACAAAUGGUCUCUCAUUUUCCUCAAUUCUCCUCAAAAAUGCAAUCAGUGUUGUACCAUGAGCCUAGUACCAAACCAAUGACCAAUUAUAUAUUUGUUAAUACUCCUGAGUGCAGGGACCAUCUUAAAGGGAUAUCUCACCCAAAAGUGUAUUUCACCCUCCUGUCGUCACAAACCCCUCUUUCUUUCGUGGAACACACGAGGAGACGUUUCCUUUCGUGUUCUUCAGAAAUGCGAAAGUUAUACGGAUUUGGAACAACAUGAGGUGGGAUUAUUGGCUGAACUUUCCCUUUAUUAAAACACUUGCAGAUGUUACUGUCACUUUAACUGCUGGAUUAUGUAAAUAUGAAACUGAGCCAGUCGAUUUAGCACAGGACGCAUUUUUGUGUUAUUUAGUCUCACAUUUCAAAGUAGGGCACUUGUGUUUAUCUGUGAUGGCACUGCUUUGACAACGGUAUCCAGGCAACUGCUCAUAUUAAUUAUUGGGUGGGCAGCUGAAAUUGUGCAUUUUGUGUGAUUCAUGCUUAAUAACGAUGCCCUAUAUCUCUAUACGCCCACAGAAAUGCUCUUAAUAUAUUCCACGAUUUUGAAAGCACUAAGAUAUUCCUUAAGACGGUUUAUAUUUAGGAUAUUCGUUAUUCAUGAGUCAAGAUGUGAGUUUGGAUGGUGAUCAGCAGCAGAUUAUAUUCCUAUGAGAUGUUUAUGAAGAUGCUGGUUUUUGUCCUGUGUGUUGUAAUUGUCACCACAUCAUGUUAAUUCAUGUUUUGAUGUAUUCGCAGUGAAUAUGAAAGGAUAUUUCCUCACAUGUUCUUUGUACACUUGAAUGAGUACAUGAAACAUGAGUUUAUUAAUGUGCAAUCCCUAAUAAAUGUUGUCUGACUUCAACAGAAUAUGUGUUGCAUGGUGUUCCUGUUUUUUGGCAUAUAUUAUGUUUUCCCAAUGUAUAGUCAUAUUUUUUUAAAAACCGCCAAAACUGAGUGAAACGAGGUUAUAAUCGGAGGUUUUUAAGGUGAAUUUAAGUUUCAGUACAAGAAGACGCAAAGACAAUCUUUAGCCAAAGUCGAAGAAAGUCAGUCAGACGCGACUGGGACGGCAUGAGGGUGAAUAACUGUUUUUGGAUGAACUAUCCCUUUAAAGGGAACUUUUAUUCUACUCGAAUUUUCAUAAACCGGACUGCCGGUAUUUCACAUGAAAAUCAGGUUGGGGCAUUUUUUGUAGUGGCAGGUUGUCACAUGUUUUAAAGCUGCACUCAGUAACGUUGAGGUUGUCGGACUUGCGCUGACACCUAGUGGUGUGGAUGCAGCAUCAUUUAAAAUCAAUAGUUUUCAGUUUCAGAUGUUAUUGUAGGAAUUCACUAUUCACAGUCAGCCAUGAUGACUUUAAUCAAUGAGUGGGAGUGUCAAUAACAGGACGUUACUGAGAUUAAGUGAGUAGUAUUCAGCUAGUCAUGUGAUUCAAACAUGGCCGCCCCCAUAAGGAGACCCUCUCCAUGUAGAAUAAAA
This is a messenger RNA of Xyrauchen texanus (razorback sucker), 2410 nucleotides long. RefSeq names its product phosphoglycerate mutase 1-like. Gene Ontology annotation, biological process: glycolytic process. The record is from RefSeq and is a predicted model, not a curated record. The transcript has 4 exons. Lineage: Eukaryota; Metazoa; Chordata; Actinopteri; Cypriniformes; Catostomidae. The coding region runs from base 133 to 897 and encodes 254 amino acids. Gene Ontology annotation, molecular function: intramolecular phosphotransferase activity.